This is a messenger RNA of Pelodiscus sinensis (Chinese soft-shelled turtle), 2019 nucleotides long. Lineage: Eukaryota; Metazoa; Chordata; Testudines; Trionychidae. The record is from RefSeq and is a predicted model, not a curated record.
CGCUUUUCCUGCUGUGAGAGGUCCACGGUUUCACAGGCCGCCUGCAACUGAUGUAUGAGAGAUGCAUGCACGUGGCUCCUCUCGGUGAAUGUAUUGUGGGGAACCUGAAUUGGCUGACUUCCUUCAUUAUGGAGGUGACAGGAAAUUUUUUCAACAAACUGCGUGCUAUUGCUGUCACUUUGGAGAAAGAGGCUGAAAAGCUUGAACAAGCAUUAAAUAGAGAAGAUACAGAACAUGAAGAUGAAUCUCCAAUGAGAGUCUUACAUGACUUGCAUUGUGAAGUCAGGACACUAAAGGGUGAUGUUAACGCUAUCCUGGAUCAGAAUCGCUCUGAAAGACAAGAAACUUAUGAUUUCAUGAAGGCCAUUAAAGUACUGAUGCAAAGAAAUACAACAGAUCUUGAAAAAAUAAGAGAACUGUUCCAGAGAUACGGUUAUAAACCACUUGUUAUAAAUAAGUCAGUGGAGGAAGAGGAGGAAAAAGAAGAUAACCAUGCAUCUAAGGUAUCUGACCAAGCUAAUUCUGAUCAAGAGAAAGUGGAAGAUAUGUUGAGCUUUCCUACUUGUUUUGGGAAAACAGCAGUGCCUAAGGAUCCCCUACUUAAUCCACAGCUUUCAGAUUUUGGUCUUUCACAGUAUGCUUUUUCCAGAACUUGGGAUGUGAUGGAUGUACAAUCCCAGAUAAAUAUGCAUAAAGAAGAUUCAAAAAAUAGAAUUCCAACUCCCAAACAAACUCCCAAAACACCAAAAUGUACAUUAAAGAUGGAUGAUUAUGACUGUUUAACUCCAAAGCUUGAACACUUUGGCAUCAGUGAACAUACUAUGUGUUUGAAUGACGACUAUACAAUGGCACUUAUUAAUAAAAAAGUUCAGACAAGAAAAAAUUUUCCUAAGGAAGAUAAUGAUAAUGAAAUGUGUGUGGCAUCAUCAGAAUCCAGGGAAAUCAUGAGUACUCCUGGACCAGCAAUGAAAACACCUAGCAAGAAUGCUGUUGAUUGCAUGGCUUCUCCUUUGAUACCUGUGUUCUGCACCCCUGGUUUGAAAAUUCCUUCCAGAAAAGACGUCUUACCCAAAUCCCCAAAGACGAAAGAAUCAAAUACUUCUAGUCGUACAGUAACACCCACUCUUCCAGACUUUGAAACAGGCUGGCUAAAACCAGAAAUUAAUCCAUUAAAGGGAAACAAGGUUGAGUCACUGCCAGCGAUUGAUGUGAAACAUAAACAACGCAUAGAAGAUUGUGCUCCUUCUAUUAUAAGUUCUGACAAGUCUGUUGAACACCUUGGAGGACCAUCUCCUCCAAAAAUAUCUGACUAUGAAAAUCUUCUUAAUACUCCUCCACCUCCGGAAAUUACGAAGAUACCAGAAGACAUUCUACAGAUAUUAUGCAAGUAUAAUCCAAAAACACACACACCUAACUUAAUGAAAAAGGAGACCAAAACGAGAAUUACUACAACAUUUGAAAGCAAUAUCCCAGAUUAUUGCAACAAAGAGAACAGAUUUUAGGGUAUUGUUGAGAAAGACAAGUCCUCUUCAGAGUUAAGGCCGUCAUACCAUGGUAUUCGUGAGAGCCCUGAACGAAACGGAGAACACUCUGGCCUACUGGCCUACUUCAGCUGGUAUGUUUGAAAUUGCCAUCAGCCAUAUCACUGGUAUUAGAUGGAAUAAAGCUUUAAUUUAGCUGGACUUUUUCUAUCAAGCAAGAUUUACAAAGAAAUGGCUCUUUUGAAGGCUUUGUUUGAAAUUACAACUUAGUUUCCUUUGUUGAAGACACUAUGAAGUUUUGUUCUGGAUAUAUUUGCAGAGGAUAUUCUGAAUCUAUCAAAUGAAAUGAUUGAGAGUGAGCUUAGAUAUGGUUCUGGAUUUUGAUUCACAUUCUUGGAUGUUGUGAUUCUUACAGAGCUUAAAAUGUUGGAUGAAAUAGAAAACCAAUGGAAAAAAGACAUUAUAUAAUACAUAUCGCUAUCUCAAUUUCUAACAACUUUCCUCGGGUCCCAAAGAACUAAUUGUGCAAAACGCUCAU